Daldinia childiae is the source of this 1995-nucleotide messenger RNA. RefSeq names its product putative zinc finger protein 2 protein. Gene Ontology annotation, biological process: regulation of transcription by RNA polymerase II. NCBI's taxonomy places the organism in Eukaryota, Fungi, Ascomycota, Sordariomycetes, Xylariales, Hypoxylaceae. The coding region runs from base 1 to 1995 and encodes 664 amino acids. The transcript has a single exon. Gene Ontology annotation, molecular function: DNA-binding transcription factor activity, RNA polymerase II-specific; RNA polymerase II cis-regulatory region sequence-specific DNA binding. Gene Ontology annotation, cellular component: PcG protein complex; transcription regulator complex. The record is from RefSeq and is a predicted model, not a curated record.
AUGGCGCCCAUUCUGAACCCCAGGUCCGGGCUCAGGGCGCGGGGGAGUCACAUGUCCGCCGGUGCAAUUGCUGGAACGGUUAUCGGCAGUGCUUUCGGAGGCAGCCUGUUACUCAUAGUCCUGGGCUUUCUCUACUUCCGGUACAGGCGGAAGUUAAGAGAGGCGAGAGAAGCGGGGACUUUUCCAGCUGGAAGCUCUACAGUCUCCCAAGUCAGGACCUUAUUCCCUUUCCAGGGUUUCCGGCCUAGACAAACCCCUGCCACACAACCGGAUCAUCCCCCUUCUAUGAAGGAUGAUUUUGAGAGAAUCAACCCAGGCUUCAGCGACGGCUCUGAGUUUCAACAGACACAACCUGCCGCUUAUGGAGAUAGAUUUGUUAGUAGUCAUGACUCUUAUCACCUACCUCAAAAUUUCGGUCAGCCGUCUCUACCCCCGGGCAUCGAUUUUCCUCUGCCCCCUCAGCCGACAGCUUUUCCAACUACCAACAACAUUGGGGCCAAUCUGCCUUCUAACAAUGCUGUCACGGGAUACGAAGCAGCCAAUUCUAGUUAUUAUGACACCAGGAUCUCGAUGGGCUCAAAUCCUGAGCAAGAGCCGAUACCACCGUCUAGACAGAUGACUGAGCUUUACGAGGCUCAGCUGAGAGAUUCUCGAGAACAUCGAAGAAGAAGUGGCUCUUUAACUAGUCGAAUCUGGAAUAGCAUUAAGAGGAAACGUUCUACACAUUCCUCGGCUCAUGGCACCGUAAGCCCCCAGUACUCGACAUCUCAACAGUACUUUCCUACUUCACCAGUUGUUAGUCCUGUCAGUAUGAAACCAGAAUCUGGUUUAGAAGCUGCGGAAGGAACUAGCAUUCAAGAAAAACCUCCCGUAAAUCAAAUUUUCGAAGAGCCUGCCGAAAUUUCUGGAGAAGCAGGUAUCUCGAUUGCUUCUCAAGACAGAAACUGCACAGAAAAGGAUCAGCAACACAAGAGACAGAGACAAGGAGAUUCCCAGUACGACGUGUACCCUCUUCGGACUAGCUCAACGGUACGAGAAACCACAGAGAGGGAUCCUGAGCUACCUUCAGCUGCUCUCAGAAGUCCGGACUCCACCGAUCGGUUACCUCACUCAACUCAGCCACAAUCCGAGACCCGGCCCCAAGAACGACUUAUGAGCCCGGCCAUCCCGGAGCCUAUGGAACUGGACGAGACACUUGAUGCUACUCAUAGACCCUCUAUCUUCCACAGCUCACACUCUCCUUCUCUUCAGCCAGAAUCCUUCGUGUCGCCGAUGUCCAUCAUGCAACCCUCUAACGCUGCCGAGAAAGCUGCUUAUACUCAUUACCAAAUGGAGAACUCGGCGUCUCCUCCGACCUUCCCUACCUCACCUCCUGCCAUCGUCACAGACCAGGCGGCGCAAGAAAACUCGGAAAACUUUUUUCAUGGUUCUCAAGAGGACAUCGAUGUAGAGAGCUUCCUGGAUAUCCCUAGUGAUGACGAACCUCGCCUAUCUGGUGAUUCGUACGACUACAGUACUACACCAGGGCAGAGCUCUACGGAUCCCUCCAUGGGAAGGACGCCGGAUACCCGGCUUACGGUAUCCCCAUCACCGUAUCCCAACACAAAUGAACAUGUCAAGAUGGAACCAGAGUCGAGCUUGUCGCCGGAGGUAUCCAAAAUUCCUUCUCCCCAAUCAUCCGGUCAUAUCUGCGAAGAGUGUGGUCGGUAUUUUGAUCAGGUCCAUAAACUUAACCACCAUAAACGUUAUCACGACCGUAAACACGAGUGCCCUUACGAAGGAUGUGAUAAGAAGUUCGGUACAAAGACACACCUUGAUCGACAUAUCAACGAUAAGCAUGUCAAGUCGAAAGCCUAUCACUGUACAGAACCAACAUGUGCAUACUUCAAAGGAAGAAAAGCUUUCCCGAGAAAAGACAAUUGGAGACGACACAUGAUAAAAAAACACGGGGCGAUGCCUAACGAUCUAGAGGCAAUGGAUGAGUCGAUGGUAUGA